AACAUAUUUGACACAUAAUAACAUCCAAGUAUAUUAUAAUAAACUCUGCAUCAUGCUGAUAUUCAAAUCAAAAAGAAAAAACAAAAAGUUAUCAUAUUUGUAAUAUGUGUAUUGAAUCAUCUUCCUUCCAUUAAGUUUUAAUUCUCAUAUAUUUAUUUAUAUCUGAAUUGAAACUUAAUUUGUGAAGGAAGAUGGAUUUAAAUAUAACUGCAAAUGAGACCUUAUACUUUGCAAUUCAAGGAAUCAAUCACACUGCAUUCAAUGUUUGUUCUGCAGCUCCACCAAAUAUUGUUUCAGAUGGAUUAUGGGGUGGUCAACUUAAUGGAAGGAUUCCAUCGAAGUCUUCAUUACCUGUGUUUGAGUUGCAAGUGAUUGUGAUUUUUGCUAUCACACAAAUAUGCAAUUUCUUAUUAAAGCGUUUGGAUUUCCCUGAAUUUAUUGGACAAAUAUUGGCUGGCCUAAUUCUAGGCCCUUCUAUUCAGAUAGAAGCACUUGACCAUUACAAGAAGAUGUUGUUUCCAUAUGGAAGUCAAGAUACACUUGCAACAAUAGCAGCAAUUGGUUAUGCACUUUUCAUAUUCAUAAAUGCUGUGCAAAUGGAUUUGAGCAUGGUAACAAGAACAGGACAGAAAGCUUGGACAAUUGCCAUCAUGGGAUUGGUUGUACCUUUAUUUAUUGGUUUCACAUUUGAAGCCAACAUGCUUUCAACAAUAGAUGUUCAUCUCAAAGAACUAAAUAUAGAAAUGCCUAAGGUGGUUAUAGCACAUACUGUCAUUUCAUUUGCAGUCAUUGCUUCCCUCCUUGAGGAACUCAAAAUCAUAAACUCUGAACUCGGAAGAUUGGCAUUAUCGUCGGUAUUGGUCAGCGACAUUCUAGGAACAACUAUUGGAGCCGUUAGUAAUGUCUUGAUGUAUCAAGAUAACUUAAAAAAGAUGGCGAUUCUUGGAAUAUCAUUGUUCGCUUUCGGUAUCCUUGUUCCGUUGGUUUUUCGGCCUAUAAUGUUUUGGAUCAUCGGACAUACUAAAGAAGGAAGACCUGUGGAUGAUAGUUACAUCUAUGUUAUCAUUCUUAUGGUUUUUAGUUUAGGUUGGCUUUCAGUUUACAUAAACCAAGAUUUUAUCUUAGGUGCAUUUGUUUUGGGGUUGGCUGUUCCAGAAGGACCUCCACUAGGAUCUGCAUUGGUUAAAAAGCUUCAAUUCUUUGGUAAAAGCUUCUUUCUUCCUAUAUUUGUGACUUGUGGUGCGAUGAAAGCAGAUUUUUCAUUGCCACAUGCAUUAAGAGCAUUGAUUGGUGUUAGUAGCGUCAUUGGUGUUACACAUAUUGUCAAAACAAUAUCAUACAUCAUACCUUCCCUCAUUUGCAAGAUAAAUGCCAAAGGUGUAGUGGAUGUUGGCAUAUUUUCUGGCUUAUAUGAUCAACAGGUUUUGUCUGGUCCAACUUAUGGAGCGAUGAUAAUAAGCAUAAUGGUCAUAUCAUGCAUAGUAAAAUGGUCAGUGAAGUUAUUGUAUGAUCCAUCAAGAAAAUAUGCUGGCUACCAAAAAAGGAACAUCAUGAGUUUAAAACCAGACUCAGAACUGAGACUACUUUCUUGCAUUCACAAACAAUACAACGUAUCUGCUAUAACAGAUGUCCUUGACAUUUGUUCUCCAACAACAGAACAUCCUGUAGUUGUGGAUGCAUUGCAUCUGAUUGAGCUAGUUGGGAGGACAUCCCCUAUUUUCAUCUCCCACCGUCUUCAAAAAACGAUUUCCAGUUCCCACAAAUCUUACUCGGACGAUGUUAUUCUUGCUUUUGACCUUUAUGAACAUGACAACCUUGGUGGAGCAACUGCACACACUUACACAGCCAUAUCACCACCUACACUUAUGCAUGAAGAUGUUUGUCAACUUGCAUUGGACAAAGUUGCAUCCAUCAUAAUUCUUCCAUUCCAUAGAAGAUGGACUAUUGAUGGUGGCGUUGAAUCUGAUGACAAGAACAUAAGGUCCUUGAAUUCCAAGGUACUAGAAGUAGCUCCAUGCUCGAUAGGAAUUCUCGUGACUCGUUCUUCAUUACAAAACAACGCGUUGAUUCGGCUAGCCAUGGUCUUUCUCGGUGGAAGAGACGACAGAGAGGCUUUGUGCUUAGCUAAAAGAGCGAUAAGGAACCCAAGGAUCAACUUGGUUGUAUAUCACCUUUCAAUUGAGAAAAACAUACCAAACAUGGAGUAUCUACUAGAUAAUGAGGCAUUGGAAGAAAUAAGAAGAUUACCACAUUAUGGCUCAGAUAAUGUUUGUUAUCAAAAAGUGAUUGUAAACGAUGGUCCAGGGACAUCGGCUAUUCUUCGUGAUAUAGCGAAUGAGCAUGACUUUUUCAUUGUUGGGAGAACACAUGACUUAGACUUACCUCAGAUAGAAGGACUAACAAAUUGGAGUGAAUUUACAGAGUUAGGUGUCAUUGGUGAUUUGCUUGCUUCACCAGAUUUUGAGAGCAGAGCUGGUGUUUUGGUAGUACAACAACAAGUCAAAGACAAAUAGCUGGUGGAAAUCUUAGUAGCCAAAAAGAAAGAAGAAAAAUAAAGAGAUGAUGCAAUGUACAAAACAACAAAGCUAUACUCUCUUUUUUUCCACACACCAAAAGAGGGUAAGGAUCUUCUUCCAUCCCCUUUUAUGGGGAUGUGAGUGAGAAUGGCAGGGAAGAGAAAGUAUGAAAUCUGAUUGGGUGAAGUGGUGGAAAAAAAAAGAGAUAGAAAGAAAAAAGUGUAACCAAAAAACAGAAUUGCUUAUGUACAAGUUAUUUACAUUAUUUUUUUAAAUACAAGGUAGUUACACAUUCUUUUCA
Messenger RNA from Cicer arietinum (chickpea), 2817 nucleotides. Its product is annotated as cation/H(+) antiporter 4-like. Gene Ontology annotation, cellular component: membrane; endomembrane system. Gene Ontology annotation, molecular function: antiporter activity. NCBI's taxonomy places the organism in Eukaryota, Viridiplantae, Streptophyta, Magnoliopsida, Fabales, Fabaceae. Gene Ontology annotation, biological process: regulation of pH; proton transmembrane transport. The record is from RefSeq and is a predicted model, not a curated record.